CGACUCAGCGUUCGACCCAAUUUGAACUCCGAAGGGAGACAGAUACAGCCCCGACCAUUGGAGUGUGUCUAAGCUCGGAGAAACCGAACAGAGCGCUGCUGAGUACGAGGUGACCUUCUAGCAGUCGAUGCAGCGCAGGCGCAGAGGUCGAUCCAUCUGAUACGAGCAGGAAGAAGAAGAAGAGACCGAGAAAAUGGCGGCGUACCUGAGCAUGGGCGAAGCCCACCGGCGGAUCACCGACUACCUCGCCCGCUUCUCCGACGCCGUCGCCUCCCAGGACGUCGCCUCCCUCAAGCCCCUCCUCUCCCUCUCCUCCGCCUCCCCCUCCCUCGUCUCCCUCGCCGACGCCCUCAACCUCCUUCAGGACUCGAACAGGCUGAUCAAGCAGUCGGACAGGUACUCCCAGUUCGCGGAGAUCCUCGCGCCCCUCUUCCGCUGCCUCCAGAACUACAGGCUCCACAAUCUGGUCGACGCGUAUCCCGCCUACGAGAAAGCUGCCAAUGCGUUUAUCCAGGAGUUUAGGAACUGGGACUCCGCUUGGGCACUGGAGGCGUUGUAUGUGAUUGCUUAUGAAAUUAGGGUUCUCGCCGAGAGGGCGGAUAGAGAACUGUCGGCCAAUGGGAAGAUGCCGGAGAAAUUAAAGGCGGCCGGCUCCUUUUUAAUGAAAGUGUUUGGGGUCCUAGCUGGGAAGGGCCCCAAACGCGUAGGAGCAUUAUAUGUGACUUGUCAGCUGUUCAAAGUUUACUUUAAGCUCGGUACAGUUCACCUUUGCCGCAGUGUCAUAAGAAGCAUUGAGACUGCGCGGAUAUUUGAUUUUGAAGAAUUUCCUCAAAGAGAUAAGGUGACAUACAUGUACUACACAGGACGUCUGGAAGUUUACAAUGAAAAUUUUACAGCUGCUGACCAAAAAUUAUCUUAUGCCUUAGCACAUUGCAAUCCCCACAGUGAAGCAAAUAUAAGGAUGAUAUUAAAGUACUUGAUACCAGUGAAGCUUUCAAUUGGAAUUUUACCGAAAGAUUGGCUCCUGGAGAGAUAUAACUUGGUUGAGUACAGCAAUAUUGUGCAAGCUCUGAAGAGGGGUGACCUUCGACUUCUUCGAAGUGCUCUAGAAGAGCAUGAAGACAGGUUCCUUAGAUCUGGUGUAUAUCUUGUUCUAGAGAAGUUGGAGCUCCAAGUUUAUCAAAGACUGUUGAAGAAAAUUUACAUCAUUCAAAAGCAGAAGGAGCCGACCAAAGCUCACCAGAUGAAGUUGGAAGUUAUUAUCAAAGCACUGAAAUGGCUUGAGAUAGACAUGGAUUUGGAUGAGGUGGAGUGCAUAGUUGCCAUAUUGAUACACAAGAAUCUCAUGAAAGGUUACUUUGCCCACAAAAGCAAAGUGGUGGUCUUGAGCAAGCAAGAUCCUUUCCCCAAAUUGACUGGAAAACCUGUGAAUGCAUAGAGAUGGUGUAUAUGUUAUACUACAAGGCGAGAUUAUGCAGUUCUCAUGGCAGGAGGAAUGCUAGUUAAUAGUUAUCUGACGCAACAAUCCGAUCCAAGAGUCUAUCUUCAUGCUUCAGUUCCUCCAUCGAUGAAGGAAAUGUUUUUUCUCCCGGUGCCAUCCGCGAUCAUACUUUCGUUGCCAGUGAUUAAUUCUUUAAUUAUCAGGUUUCCUUUUCGAUCGCCUGCUGAAUAGCCUCAACAGUAAUUUAUUAGGCUUGUGGGAUUGGGGGAUAUUCCAAGUCACUCCAUCUCGUUAGUUGAGGAAAUAUGAUCCUCAACAUGAUGAGCCUUUUUCUCGGUUAGAUCAGACAGUUAUAACACUUAGUUUUUACCAUGGAUCAGGCAGUUAACUCAAUCAGCCUUUAUGGUCGAAUUGACAUCCGAUUUUGUGCUUGUC
Molecule: messenger RNA, 1876 nt
Organism: Eucalyptus grandis
Lineage: Eukaryota; Viridiplantae; Streptophyta; Magnoliopsida; Myrtales; Myrtaceae
Product: enhanced ethylene response protein 5
Exons: 13
Coding region: 194-1438 (414 amino acids)
Biological process (GO): transcription elongation by RNA polymerase II; poly(A)+ mRNA export from nucleus; post-transcriptional tethering of RNA polymerase II gene DNA at nuclear periphery
Cellular component (GO): transcription export complex 2
Molecular function (GO): double-stranded DNA binding; RNA binding
Source: RefSeq, a predicted model, not a curated record